This is a messenger RNA of Coniophora puteana RWD-64-598 SS2, 1581 nucleotides long. RefSeq names its product glycoside hydrolase family 16 protein. Gene Ontology annotation, cellular component: endoplasmic reticulum membrane; plasma membrane. Gene Ontology annotation, molecular function: glucosidase activity. The record is from RefSeq and is a predicted model, not a curated record. The coding region runs from base 130 to 1581 and encodes 483 amino acids. Gene Ontology annotation, biological process: (1->6)-beta-D-glucan biosynthetic process; fungal-type cell wall organization. The transcript is spliced from 12 exons. NCBI's taxonomy places the organism in Eukaryota, Fungi, Basidiomycota, Agaricomycetes, Boletales, Coniophoraceae.
UUCUCUUUGCCUGCGGACCCCGACCGAUGGGGGACUUCCGUCGCUGCCAAUGUUCCCGAGCCCGACGACUGGCUUCAUGACCCGAAUGCAAAGGAAACCAAGCGUUCCUUCGCCGUUGAUCGUGGUAUAAUGAAUUUGGGGUGUCUCCUCAUCCUCUUGGUCGGAUUGGUUACCCUCUUCGCCGGAUACCCAUUGGUCACCUACUUUACGCAGAAGGCACUGGAUAACCAGGGUGGAUUUAACCUCGGCGGUAUCAAUGCCAGCGGACAGAUACCGUCAUUAGCAAAUGAUUUUGCCCUGAUCGACACUGCUACGCCUCAAAAUGCUUACAAGAAAUCAUCCUGGAACGGUGGACCCGACAUGGAGCUGGUCUUCUCUGACGAAUUCAACACUCCUGGACGCACCUUCUGGCCUGGCGAUGAUCCCUACUGGGAGGCAGUUGAUCUGCAUUACUGGGCGACCAACAACUUGGAAUGGUAUUCUCCGUAUGCUGUCAGCACCAAGGAUGGGUAUCUUGAAAUCACAUUGUCCAAGAAGGAGACCCAUGAUCUCGAUUACCAGGGCGGUGAGAACAAGUUCUGUUUCACUGGAGGGUAUGUGGAGGCUUCCGUCUCGUUACCAGGAGCGAACAACAUUGUCGGUUUGUGGCCAGCCGUUUGGGCAAUGGGCAAUUUGGGCCGUGCGGGUUACGGCGCCUCUCUUGAUGGCCUCUGGCCUUACACCUAUGACGCCUGUGAUGUCGGUACUCUGCAGAAUCAAACGCAGAACGGCCAACCCGAGGCUGCAACUGUGGGUGGGGACAAAUCGCACGAUGGAGCCCUCUCGUUCCUUCCUGGUCAGCGGCUUUCUCGGUGUACUUGCGAGGGCGAGUCUCAUCCGGGCCCGGUUCAUUCCGACGGUUCUUACGUCGGCCGCGCUGCUCCUGAGAUUGAUAUGUUCGAGGCUCAGGUCAGGAUCUCGCAAGGUUCAGGGCAGGUGUCCCAGUCUUCGCAGUGGGCUCCGUUCAAUGCAGGAUAUGAUUGGUUCAACACCUCGAGCAACCUCAAGAUUCCCAACAAGGGCGUCUCGGUGCUGAACACCUAUACUGGAGGCAUAUACCAGCAGGCAGCAUCAGUUGUCACGCAGACGGACCAAGAUUGCUACGAACUUGAAACAGGCUGCUUCUCAGUUUACGGAUUCGAGUACAAGCCUGGCUUUGAUGAUGCCUACAUAUCUUGGAUAGCAAACAACCAACUUGCCUAUACGGUCGAAGCUGCGGGCUUUGCAGCCGACUCGAGAGUCCAAAUUAGCGCACGGCCUGUCAGCCAGGAACCUAUGUAUCUUCUCGCAAACUUGGGCAUGUCCAAGAACUUUGGUGUAGUGGACCUCGACCACUUGACAUUCCCAACCACCAUGCGUGUGGACUAUAUCCGUGUGUACCAACCAAGUAACGCUAAGAACAUUGGCUGCGACCCGCCUGACUUCCCUACCGCGGAGUAUAUCAAGACAUAUGCCGAGGCAUAUAAUAACCCCAACUUGACCACCUGGGUCGACGACUACAAACAGGCUCAGCCUAAGAACAGACUCAUCGACCAGUGUUGA